AUGUCUGUUGAUAUUUCUGAUUUAUUACCAGUACUUGAAUCUAAUUUUGAGUCUAGUGUAACCCUUUCUGGUGUAUUAUCUCGGAGAGAAAAAUAUAAACAUGCGAUUACAAUGGGUGUUCUAUUCUUUAUCAAUUUAUUAAAUUUUAUGGAUCGAUUUAUUAUUGCAGGUGUACUAGACAAAAUUAUACAUGAUUUUUCUGUUGGAGAAGCAAAAGGUGGUCUUCUUCAAACAGUAUUCGUUUGUAGUUAUAUGGCUUUAGCACCAGUCUUUGGUUAUUUAGGAGAUCGAUAUAGUCGAAAAAUGUUAAUUAUUGUGGGUGUUAGUAUUUGGUCUAUGACUACUUUAGCCGGAUCAUUUGUACCAAAUCAUAUGUUUGCGGUUUUUGCAAUAUUACGUGGUUUAGUUGGUAUUGGUGAAGCUUCAUAUUCAUGUGUUGCACCUACAAUCAUUGCUGAUAUGUAUAAACAUGAUACGAGAACAAGAAUGUUAGCUCUUUUCAAUAUUGCUACUCCAGUAGGAGGUGGUCUUGGUUAUAUUGUUGGUGCAUAUGUUACAGUUGCAUUUCAUGGUGAUUGGCGUUGGGCUUUACGAUUUACCCCUGCUCUUGGUUUCAUUUGUGUUAUAUUACUUAUUGUUCUCGUUAGAGAACCAGUGCGAGGUGGUGCUGAUGGAGCACAAGUUUUAAAAAGAGAUUCUUGGGUUUUAGAAAUCCAAAGAAUCUUCCAAGUGAAAAGUUUUGUUCUUACAACACUUGGAUUUACAUGGGUAGCAUUUGCAUUAGGUUCACUUGCUUGGUGGGCACCAAGAUUUCUUCAAUUAGCUUAUAGUUGGCAUUACAAUAUUGUAACUGAAAAAAUGAAAGCCAAUGUCAGUCUCUAUUUUGGUAUAGUAACGUGUGGUGCUGGACUUCUUGGGGUACUACUAGGAAGUGAAGUAGCUAGAUGGUAUCGUAAAAGAAAUCAACGUGGUGAUCCAAUAGUUUGUGGUGUUGCUGUCAUUUUAGCCAUACCAUUUCUAUUUAUUGUACUUAUCAUUUCUAAACACAGUAUAAUUGCAACAUGGAUUUGCAUUGCUAUUACUGAAACAUUACUUUCUAGUAAUUGGGCAAUAAUAUCAGAUAUGCUUAUGUACAUCAUCAUUCCACCAAGACGUGCUACAGCAAGUUCUAUUCAAAUAUUUAUUUUACAUUUACUUGGUGAUGCAUCUAGUCCAUAUAUAGUUGGUAUAAUAAGUGAAGCCCUUGGAAAAGGAUCAAAGGAUGAGAAAGUUAUAUGGCAAGCCUUACGAAAUGCUCUAAUGUUAACACCAACUGUUGCUUGUUGUGGUGGUAUCGCUUUUCUCAUAGCGGCUCUUUUUAUUAUUCGAGAUCGUCGUGAAGCCGAAGCUACUAUACAAUUGAUGAAUUUGUCAGACAAUAUUCGAAUGGAAGAAAAACAAUAA
This is a messenger RNA of Rotaria sp. Silwood1, 1443 nucleotides long. Lineage: Eukaryota; Metazoa; Rotifera; Eurotatoria; Philodinida; Philodinidae. The record is from the annotation of a GenBank genome assembly.